UUAUAAACCCAUGGCCUGUAUGUUAGGCACAACCAUUCCAGCGUCUCACUCGUCCUCCUCCUCGGCAUGGCUGCCGAGAUGCGUCCAAUGCCCUCCUCGCCGAGCGCGCCCAUCCUCGCGUCGUGUUGGUGCCCGUGCUGCUGCUGCUGCUGCUGCUGGUGUUGGUGUUGCUGGGGUGGAGGAGCAGCAAGGCGAGCAGCUCAAGUGGGUGCGGCGGAGCCACUACUGUGGCGAGGUGAGUGAGGCGGAGAUUGGGCUGAGGGUGCGCAUUUGUGGCUGGGUUGCGCUCCGUCGCGACCAUGGCGCCGUCACAUUCAUCAACGUUCGCGACCACACGGGAAUGGUGCAGGUUGCGGCGGCGGAGGCUAGUAGCGGCGGAGCACAGGCGGUGGCGGAGAGGCUGAGAAUAGAGUACGUGGUAGCGGUGGAGGGAACAGUGCGCUCGCGGCCUCAGGGUGCCGCCAACACAAAUUUGAAGACUGGAAGCGUCGAAAUCAUCGCGGACAAGGUUGAGGUGCUCAACCCCGUCACCUUGAACCUUCCUUUCUUGGUCACGCCCCUCGACCAGUCCAAAAACGUCAUCUCCGAGGAAGUUCGUCUGAGAUACCGACACUUGGACUUGCGGCGCCCCCAGCUGAAUGCCAACCUCAGGCUCCGCCACCGCAUCGUCAAGCUCAUGAGACGUUACUUGGAAGACGUCCACGGCUUUGUCGAGGUGGAGACACCGAUACUGUCGAGAUCCACUCCCGAAGGAGCGCGAGAUUACCUGGUGCCAUCGCGAGUGCAGCCAGCCACUUUCUACGCUCUUCCCCAGAGCCCGCAGCUGUUCAAGCAGAUGCUCAUGGUGUCUGGUUUCGAUAGAUACUUUCAGUUUGCAAGGUGUUUCAGGGACGAGGAUCUUAGAGCCGACCGUCAACCCGAGUUCACGCAGCUCGACAUGGAGCUUGCAUUCACACCGCUGGAAGAUAUGCUCGAGCUCAAUGAGGACCUCAUCAGGCUUGUUUUCCGGGAGAUUAAAGGCGUAGAACUUCCGGAUCCCUUUCCACGGCUCACGUAUGCCGAGGCCAUGUCCAAGUAUGGUUCAGACAAGCCUGAUACACGCUUCGGAAUGCAACUCGUCGAGCUGUCGGAUGUGUUUGAAAAAUCGAGCUUUGCUCCGUUCGCCACAGCCAUCAGCGAAGGCGGUGUUGUCAAGGCAAUAACAGUGUGUGGCGGCGGCAAGUCGAUCACAGCCACCCGGUUGAAGAAGGGGGACAUAUAUCAAGAAGCAGUCAGAUGCGGUGCUAAAGGCCUGCCUUUUCUCAAGGUGGCCGAAGGAGGAGAGGUGGAAGGCAGCACAGCGCUCAAGUCGAGCUUGUCUUGUCCUGAGACGAGAGACAACUUUCUGGCCAAAUGUGACGCAAAGCCUGGGGAUGUGAUCAUCUUUGCAAACGGGCCUACAUCGCUCGUCAACGCGACGCUCGGCCGACUGCGAACGCUUAUUGCCGAGACAAGUGAGAACCUCAUUGACAAGAGCCGCAAUGACAUUCUUUGGAUCACUGAUUUUCCUAUGUUCGAGUGGAACGACGCGGAAAAGCGGCUUGAGGCGCUCCACCAUCCAUUCACCGCUCCGAGGCCAGAAGACAUGAAGGAUCUCAGCUCUGCUCGUGCUCUUGCUUACGACAUGGUCUACAACGGCGUGGAAAUUGGGGGUGGAAGCUUGAGGAUUCACAGGCGUGACGUGCAGCAAAAGGUGCUCGAGGCAUCCGGUUUGAGCGCUCAAGAGGCGGAAGAUAAGUUUGGCUAUUUGCUGGAAGCAUUAGAGCUGGGUGCUCCUCCGCAUGGAGGAAUCGCGUAUGGUGUGGACCGGCUGGUAAUGCUGCUUGCGGGAGAGAAAUCGAUACGGGAUGUGAUUGCCUUUCCAAAGACAACGGCUGCUCACUGCUCCCUCACAAGAACACCAUCCACAGUUGAUCCCAGGCAGCUCCAGGAGCUUCGGCUGCAAUGCACCAUUGCACAUCCAUAAUUUAUUUUUCGUUUUCAUUUUUCCUGCUUUUGUUGCAGCACCGAUGUACGUGGCGCCCUGCAUGGCUUCAAGUGUUGCUUUAUUAAAUCUGGUUUUUCUUGCAGUUCGCUGCCUUGUAUUUUCUUGGUGCGAGAGAAAAGAAGAUGAAGGCAGUGGCGGUCCUGUUGGGUAGCGAGGUGGGCGGGGUGGUGCAUUUCAGCCAGGAGAACGAAGGUGCGCCGUCCACUAUCACGGGCGAAGUCACCGGUUUGAGCCCGGGCAAGCAUGGAUUCCACGUCCACGCGCUGGGUGAUACCACCAACGGGUGCAACUCCACGGGUCCACAUUUCAAUCCCACCAACAAGGAACACGGUGCUCCCGAGGACGACACCAGGCAUGUUGGUGACCUUGGCAACCUCACUGCAGGCGACAGCGGAAAGGUGGAGAUUUCUAUCAAAGACAGCCAGAUAAAGCUGUGCGGGCCGCAUUCCAUCAUUGGCAGGGCAAUUGUGGUGCAUGCCGACCCGGAUGAUCUCGGCAAAGGUGGUCACGAGCUGAGCAAGGAAACUGGUAAUGCGGGUGCAAGAGUUGCUUGUGGGAUAAUUGGGCUAGAAGCUUAGGCUCGGUGGUUUUUCUGUUCUCUUGGUGCUGGUUACUGUGAACAAUUGGCACUC
This is a messenger RNA of Selaginella moellendorffii, 2658 nucleotides long. RefSeq names its product aspartate--tRNA ligase, chloroplastic/mitochondrial. The coding region runs from base 11 to 2005 and encodes 664 amino acids. Gene Ontology annotation, cellular component: cytoplasm. The transcript has 21 exons. The record is from RefSeq and is a predicted model, not a curated record. Gene Ontology annotation, biological process: aspartyl-tRNA aminoacylation. NCBI's taxonomy places the organism in Eukaryota, Viridiplantae, Streptophyta, Lycopodiopsida, Selaginellales, Selaginellaceae. Gene Ontology annotation, molecular function: aspartate-tRNA ligase activity; nucleic acid binding; ATP binding.